AUGACGUUUAAAGAAGAAUCAUUGGACGAAAUAGUAAACGCCGCUAAAGAUAUGGCGUCCGAAUUAUUUGCCGACGAUGAUCCGAAUAAGGAACUUUUUCAAAAUGUGUUAAAGGAGAUGCAACUUGCUGAAGAAGAAACUGUAUAUAAGGACGACAAAGCCGUUUAUGAAUACACACCCGUUCAUAGAAUAGAUCCGGGUAACGUCGGUGAUGUUCAGUAUAUUGAGCUUGAGGAAGGAAAAACGACCAAGCUGAUUACAAGAGCAGUGCGUCCACCCUUAUUUGAAAUACCAGACUUUAUAUCGGAUGAAGAUUGUGAUUAUAUUAUUGAAAAAACCCGUGAAAAGGGCUUAAACGUGAGUUCUGUGUUCGGAUCCAAAACUGAAAAAGACUCUGGGAAACGUUUCGGCUCACAUCGAAAAAGUUUUUCCUCAUCCUUAAAGUUAGAAAACGUUGGUGAAGAGUUUAUGAGCCGAUUGCACGAUAAAGUGUCCAAGUUGAUAGGAAUGCCAAAGCAAGUUGUGCAGUGGAGCGAAAAUCUAGCUAUCGGAAUGUACGAACCAGGCGGGCAUUAUCAUGCACACCUAGACUCGAACGAGGCUAGCAGAGAAAUUCCUUGCUGUUUUCAGAAAGAGUGUCAUGAUUCUAAAGGAGUCAAAGGUGACUUUAUAGAAUGCUGUAGAAUAUGUAGGUACGUGACAGUUUUAUAUUACCUCAAUGACGUUGAGGAGGGAGGUGAAACAGCAUUUCCGUUGGCAGAUCUUUCAUACGGGGAAAUGGUAUCAAAAGAGAACACAAACUGGCGUAAUCUUACAUCAGAUUGCCAUGAUGCCGCAGUUGUAAUCAAGCCUAAAAAGGGAAAGGCAAUAAUGUGGUACAACCAUUUGGUAGAUAAAAAAGGUUAUAUAUCUUUUGUAGAAAAACGUUCUUAUCAUGGAGGUUGUGAGGUAACCAAAGGGACAAAGUGGAUAGCAACUAACUGGAUUUCAACGCCUAUCUAUGCACACAGAUUUAUUCCAAGCAAAUAUCGAGAUAUCAUUUAA
Molecule: messenger RNA, 1044 nt
Organism: Mercenaria mercenaria
Lineage: Eukaryota; Metazoa; Mollusca; Bivalvia; Venerida; Veneridae
Exons: 1
Coding region: 1-1044 (347 amino acids)
Biological process (GO): peptidyl-proline hydroxylation to 4-hydroxy-L-proline
Cellular component (GO): endoplasmic reticulum
Molecular function (GO): iron ion binding; procollagen-proline 4-dioxygenase activity; L-ascorbic acid binding
Source: RefSeq, a predicted model, not a curated record